CGUUGAUGCAACAUUGCAGACUUUCUCAUAUACUAAUUUAUAGUUAAUGCUUCAUAAUGUUUCUCCUCAAGAAUUUGAACUUGUACAAUUUGGAAGAAAAAAUGAAGAAUCGAGACGCGCUGGUGACUAAUGCUCGAUGGGCCGAGCAGGCAGAGCGUUAUGAUGAUAUGACGCUGUUUAUGAAGUUCGUAGCGGAGUGUGAUGGUAGUAUGACAGAAGAUGAACGCAAUUUGUUCUCCGUUGCUUUUAAAAACGUGGUUGGAGCGAAACGUUCGUCUUGGAGGUCAAUCUCAAGCUUGGAAACUAAAACAGGUAGAGCACGCAAUGAUAUGCCACAAACAAAACCGACUCGUGAAAGACGAAUUGCACUUUGUCGAGAAUAUCGCGAGAAAAUAGAGAUAGAAUUGGGCGAAACAUGCGACCAAGUUCUUACACUAAUUGCGAAACAUCUCGACAGAACAGAAGAUCCGUGCGUUAAAGUAUUCUAUUUAAAAAUGAAAGGCGACUAUCAUCGAUAUUUAGCCGAAGUGCGAUCAGACUCGGACCGGAAAUGCAAGGAUGCCAUAGAAGCGGAGCAGGCGUACCAACAAGCAUUGGAAAUAUCGACUGACUCUCUCUGUCCAACGCAUCCUGUACGCCUGGGAUUGGCGUUAAACUACUCUGUAUUUCAUUAUGAAAUCAGCAAUGCUCAACAUAAGGCGUGCUCCCUAGCACAAGAGGCGUUCGACAAGGCGGUAUCUGAGUUAGGACCAUUAACCGAAGAUUCGCAAAAAGACAGCGUUCUGAUUCUCCAGUUACUCAAAGACAAUCUCACUUUAUGGGCCUCGGACCCAGAAGAGGUAUUGUUGGACGAUUUCGAAGAGAGCGACUGAAGAACACAUAGUUUGGGUCUCAGAACAGAAGAAAAUCACAUUGUCUUAGCUCUGAUAUACAUAAAAUAACAAAAAUACUAGAAUGUAGUUGGUUCUCGGGUAUAUAAAUAUAAUUUAUUCUCUCAAUAUACUGAACAACAUUUGUAUCUAUAGCCCCCGAUAAUUUGACUGGUAAUAUAGAUACCAUUAUCUAAGCCAGGGGACGCCGGCCAAAAUAAAUCAUAUCAUUAUAUAUUAGUUUGUACUAGUUGUAAUCUUCAGAUAAUACAAAAUUGAGCAAA
Molecule: messenger RNA, 1153 nt
Organism: Saccoglossus kowalevskii
Lineage: Eukaryota; Metazoa; Hemichordata; Enteropneusta; Harrimaniidae
Product: 14-3-3 protein zeta/delta-like
Source: RefSeq, a predicted model, not a curated record